GCAGCAACACCGCAGCCCCAGUGCACAGCACAGCCCGCACAACACACCAGAAACCUCACCAGACCCCGCUGCUGCCGAGCUGAGAUGGAAACCAUGCACGAGCUGAUCCCCUUCGCCAAGGAGAUGCUGAGCCAGAAGCCCAACAGGAAGAUGGUCAAGCUGUACAUGCUGGGCAGCGUGCUGGCCUUCUUCGGGGUGGUCAUCGGCCUGGUGGAGACCGUGUGCAGCCCCUUCAGCUCCCAGCCCAGCCUGGAGGACGAGGAGGACAAGAACAAGGCCGGGGCAGCCCGGGAGCAGCAGCAAAGGGAGGAUUUGGUGCUGGCCAAGGGCAAGGCACAGCCGGCGCUGCAGAGGGCCCUGGUGACCCGGCAGCACGCGUCCUAGGCUGAUCUGCACACAGAGACUCCACCAGGGGGGUUCCAGCACGCAGGGAAGGCUCGGCCCGAGGAGGCUGCACGUCUGACACCCGCCACAAGCGAAGGGCUUUAUUUGCUGCUGUGCAGCAGUGGGGAAAAAUACCUUUUGUUGGUAUAAACCUGUGCGCCAUGCACAGCGUGGUUUCUUAUUUUUCAUACGGACGCGUUUUACACCAUUUUGCAAGAUCAAUAAAUAUUUUAUAUGGUACUCGUGUUCU
This is a messenger RNA of Zonotrichia albicollis (white-throated sparrow), 634 nucleotides long. RefSeq names its product G0/G1 switch 2 (gene G0S2). Lineage: Eukaryota; Metazoa; Chordata; Aves; Passeriformes; Passerellidae. The record is from RefSeq and is a predicted model, not a curated record.